AUGCCUGCUGCCCGCCCCAAGAAGGAGAACACAUCGGCAACUCCUCCAUCUGACGACGGCCAACAUAAAGACUCACACGCCGAAAACAGCAAAAGCAAGAGAAAGUACUUGCGACGGCUCCAGGAAGCUGCUGCGGCUGCAUCUUCCAAUUCUCAACCAGAAUCCGCCCCUGCGGACCAAGCUGAGCCUCCAAUCAAUACCGCCAGUCCACCACAGCACAUCGUGACUUCACCCCUGGUCACCAAGAGCCCGACAGCGUUCUUGGAGCCAACGUUAGCGCCCCAUCCGAAUGUCCCCACGAGCAUGACUUUGCCCCCGUCUCGCUAUCCUAUUGCUGCUGAUACCUAUCACAACGCCCAAUACCCCUCUCACACCCCUCAGUCACCCUCCUUCAGUGGUCCCCGUUCAGCAGUCGAACCGAGUGGUCCCUCCCUUUUACAUGGUCAUGCCUCACCAAAGACCGAAGAGACCCCAUAUCCUCCCGACCAAUAUAACAACUACCCUGGCAUGUUCAACCAAUGGUCAUACAAGCAACCGCAAAUGGUACCUCUGCCACCUCCCCAAGCCGUACCCCCUCUCUCGUACUACUACCGACCUCGGCGCCUUGAAGAAAUCGCUCCUCGUGAUACCAUUUCGCUCAUCAUUGCUCUGUUCUUCGAUUUCGUAUACCCUCUAACGCCCUGCAUCCACAAACCUUCCUUUAUGGCCGACUUACACUCGCGGCGAGAGGAGCGCGACCCCCUAUUCUUCGCUCUCGUUAUGUCUACAGUUGCCUCGACACUGGUCCAGGUGCCACGAUCCUACCUUCCUAUGGACCGCCCAGUGGUGCGCAAACUUGCCCAGACGGCCCACGAAGCCAGCCGACAUAUCACGAUUGCUUCCUAUGACCCGCCGACGUCAUCACAUGUGGUGAUUCGAUACUUUGAUUGCAUUUACCACUUCUGUGAGGGCCAUGAUGCGACACAGCAUGCUGCGUUUGGUGAAGCUGCCCACAUUGCUGUUACUCUUCGUCUGCACGAGGAGAGCUCGUAUGAGGGCCUUGACCCGAUCGAAUGCGAAGUUCGGCGGAGGAUAUUCUGGCUCCUUUUCGGCGCGGACAAAUCAAUGUCCAUUCUCCUCGGCCGUCCCAUUUGCCUCCGGGACGAGGACUGCACCGUGCACUUCCCUAAAGAACUCGAUGACGAAUACAUUACUCCGAGUGCUUACUUACCCCAGCCCCACGGCAAGACCGCCCUUGUCUCAGGUCUUAAUUACAUCUCGCGGAUAUUUGCACUCCUCGGCGAGAUUCUGGUCAGAAUUCGAGUGGACAAGAGAUCGCCUCCCCAAGGUCAAUUUGCUACUGCCAGACUUGAAGAAGUGCAAUCACUCCAUCAACGUAUUAUGUCCGCUCUCAGCCAUACACCCGAGCCCCUUCGACUGAAGCCGCCGAGCCAACAUCAACAAGUUUCCAUGGAAUACGGCGGGGCUGGAUUCCGCCAGGCCACGUUCGCUGAAGUAAAGGAUUUCUUCGACAACCCCAACGCUUCCCGCGCAAACGCCCUUAACCCAUUCCUCGUCAUGCAAGCCAACCUUUACGUUACCCAGCAACUUGUCCGAUUUGUGAUCGACCAAUACCGCGAUGAACUUAUCAUGACUCUCCACGGCAGUCUUGACGAACAGAAAAUUGCAGAGGAUCGAGAAGCGGUUGCUAGUGACUUGCUGAACAUCCUGCACACCAUCCCGAUCCAGUCAAUAGCAACGAAUGGACCCAGUUUGGUCCACAAAGUGCGGUUUGUAGCCUCGACGCUGCUGGAUGCCGUGCGCAAAGCUGAAACUGCACCGGCCUCUGCCGCUCGCGCCCAUGCCUACCUUUGGGACUUCUUGAGCAUUCUCUCCGAAAUCGAACGGAACUAUCUCCUGGACGAAGACAGGGAUGGCACAUCGAGUGGCGACGGUAUCCCUAUGGUGGCUUGA
Messenger RNA from Coprinopsis cinerea okayama7#130, 1953 nucleotides. RefSeq lists its product as hypothetical. Gene Ontology annotation, molecular function: zinc ion binding; DNA binding. The record is from RefSeq and is a predicted model, not a curated record. The transcript has 9 exons. NCBI's taxonomy places the organism in Eukaryota, Fungi, Basidiomycota, Agaricomycetes, Agaricales, Psathyrellaceae. The coding region runs from base 1 to 1953 and encodes 650 amino acids. Gene Ontology annotation, biological process: DNA-templated transcription.